This is a messenger RNA of Durusdinium trenchii, 1731 nucleotides long. NCBI's taxonomy places the organism in Eukaryota, Dinophyceae, Suessiales, Symbiodiniaceae. The record is from the annotation of a GenBank genome assembly.
AUGGAGGACCCACAUGCACCGACCCUUCAGGUUGUGGUCUUUGAGCGGCUGUUGCAGCUUACAUGGCUGGCGUGGCGUUUGGCGGUGGCAACUGGGCAGAAGGAAAAUGCCAAAAAGAAAAGCCGAGAACAUCGUGUGAAAGCUGUCAAAGUUGGCAUGAAGAAGCAACGGGUGCAUCUUUUCCAGCCACAGUUGGCUCGCGAAGCGACCUUCGACUUUACGGAAGAGCUUGACAAAGCGUUGGAAUACCUUGAGAAAAUCUCGAAGCCUCCAAAACCUCAUUUUGACACAUCCAACGCGAGCUCUCUCCUGAAGCUUGCACGGAUGGCCAUCAAUAGGCAACAGCUGAAGCUGAGCAAAAUGACGGCAGAAGAAUUUGCUGAGGCGGUAAUCACUGCCAAUGCCCUGGGCAAUGAUCGGAAGGAAGCCAAGAGUGCAAAGGAGUUUCGUCUCAAAAGCGCGCAGCUCAAUUUGAGUUUGCAGCGUCCUGCAUUGGAGCUGGAGGAGCUCCAGAUGGCCUUGAUGGCUCUUACACCAGAUCGGGAAGAUGUCCUGGGAUCAGACAACUUGGAAAAAGCACAGUUGCUGUUGCUCCGUCAGAAAUUCCGCUUUGCAGCUUCAUCACCCAAAUAUUCAUCGGAUGAGUUGCACCUCAUUCUGGAAAAGCUGGAGCAGCUCGAAGCACUUGGUGGUUUGGAGCAUACAAGCGCCAAUGAGCCUGAGCUUCCUGACUUGGAGUCCAGGAUACAGCUUGCAACAUCUCAGAAAGUCUUGGAAGCAGAAAGUGUUGAGCCGCCACCGCCGGGUGAAGGACAGACUGUGACAGAAGUACCGGCAUCAGAUGCCGGUAACAGGAUACAUGUCGGAAAGAGAACAACAUGGCCACAGUCAGGACAGCAGGUAUUUGGAUUAGAAGAAGGAAGCCGAAGAACAUGGCCAGAAGUUCCCGCACAGCGGGCCGAGAUCCAAGGGGAGUUCCAAGAUGUUUCGCCAAUACCAGCAGCGCGAGAGGUAAGUGGUGGUGAGCAGCUACUGGCAGAAAGGAUAGUUGUGGCAAGUGUGGUGGACCCUCUCAACUCUAUCGAGAGUCCAGUGAAAUCAGAAGAGUUUGAGGCCCGCAAGAGCCUCAGUGAGAGCCUUUGCGAGAGCUUUGGGGGUAGCAAGAAGGUGCAGGGUGCAGAUGUUCAGAUCGAGGUGAAACCGGUCACUGGGGUCGAGCAACUCAUGUCGAGCGAGAGGCAAGACCUGGGCCGGCCAUGUGUACCUGGACAGGGUGAUGAAGCAGGUUUGCCACAGGAAAUGAUCCAAGCGCAAGGGCCCGCAGAAGCGCACGGGGAACCAAUCCUUGAGAGUGGAAGCGGCUCAGAUUCUGACGAUGGUUUCUCCGCUCACGUAGUGAUCCAAUCACUGCGCUGGUUUGAGUGGCAGAAGCGCGUAGCCUUGGCCCACCGUGUAGGUCGUUGCAUGGCGGAGGUCCACCGUUCCCAGGACGUUGGUAGCUUAUUGUUGGCCCUCUCCUGGUUUCAAGCGUCGCGACGAAGUUCCAAAAAGAUUCCCGUUGCAAUCCCAGCCCGCAAUGAAGCCUUGCAUACAGCGUCCUGUGCCUUGCGCUGGUUUCAGCAUCAUCGCUCUUUGACACGCGCUCGCCAAGCUGCAUUGGCUGCCGCGCGCAAGCAUCAUGCCGUGGAGAACAAUUCCAGUGCCAUGAGCCACUUGAUUCAUGCAGCAUAA